AUAAACAAAAAUAAACAAACAAAUUCAAUAUUAUCUUGUCCCGUUUUUUUGAUAUGCCGAGAUUUAUUCUGCGAAAUGAGUCUAAGACAAGUUCUUCAAGUUUUUGAACAGUAUCAGAAAGACCGCACCAAGUUUGUCCAAACUAUAGCUGAGUUGGCAUCACGUCCACAGCACAUAGAGACAUUACAAAAUGCUGGUAUUAUGUCACUACUGCGGCCACUCCUUUUGGAUAUUGUACCAACUGUCCAGCACACUGCUGCUCUAGCUCUAGGCAGACUUGCCAACUACAGUGAAGAACUGGCUGAAGCUGUGGUGAAAGGGGACAUAUUGCCUCAACUUGUUUAUUCUUUGGCUGAACAAAAUAGAUUCUAUAAAAAGUCUGCAGCAUUCGUCCUACGAGCUGUUGCUAAACAUUCUCCAAGUCUAGCUAAGGCUGUAGUAAACAGUGGUGCCCUUGAAUCUCUGGCUGUUUGUUUAGAAGAGUUUGACCCUGAAGUUAAAGAGUCUGCUGCCUGGGCAUUUGGAUAUAUUGCUGCACACAAUGCAGAACUUUCUCAAGCUGUGGUGGAUGCAGGUGCUGUCCCUCUCCUAGUGCUCUGCAUUCAGGAACCUGAAGUAUCCCUGAAAAGUAUAGCUGCUUCUGCACUUAGUGAUAUCUGCAAACAUUCACCUGAAUUGGCUCAAACUGUUGUGGACUGUGGUGCUAUUGCUCACCUCUCACAGAUGACACUGAAUCCAAAUUCUAGACUAAAAAGACAAGUGUUCUCAGCUCUCAGUCAGAUAGCCAAACACUCUGUUGACCUUGCUGAAAUGGUUGUUGAGGCCGAAAUAUUCCCUUCUGUUUUGACCAGCUUGAAAGACUUAGAUAAUCAAGUGAAGAAGAAUGUUGCCACUCUUAUCCGAGAAAUAGCAAAACAUACUCCAGAGUUAUCCCAGCUUGUUGUCAACGCAGGUGGAGUUGCUGCCAUUGUUUCCUACAUAGGAGAGUCCCAAGGCAACAUAAGACUACCAGGAAUAAUGGCACUUGGCUACAUUGCUGCACAUGCUGAAAACCUUGCUAUGGCUGUCAUUGUCUCUAAGGGUGCUACACAGUUGGCUCAGAUUUUCACAGAGAAAGAAGAAGAUCAUUUACAAAGUGCUGCAGCAUGGUCACUUGGACAGAUUGGGCGCCAUACUCCAGAACAUUCUAAAGCUGUAGCUUUGACUAAUGUUCUAUCAUUUCUUCUUCAGAAAUAUUUAGAUACUUCUUCUUCUGAAGAUCUUCAGAUCAAGUGCAAGAAGGCUCUGAAGAACAUUUUACAGAAAUGUGUCUACCUCCCUGCUCUUGAACCACUCCUGAUUGAUGCUCCACCGAAUAUCCUUAAAUAUGUCAUUGGACAGUUCAGCAAAGUGCUUCCUAAUGACACUAAAGCCAGACGUUUGUUUGUCACGAGUGGUGGGCUAAAGAAAGUCCAAGAAAUUAAGGUUGAGCCAGGAACUGCACUUGCUGAAUAUGUGAACACCAUCAAUAACUGUUACCCCGAAGAAGUUAUCAAGUAUUAUUCUCCUGGUUAUUCAGAAACACUUCUUGAGAAAGUUGAAAAUUUCCAGAUCACUGCUAACUGAUUUCCAUCCUGCAAGUCUAUGGAUUUAACCUUUGCAAAUGUUUUAUCAUUUCAAUCAAUCAAUGGUCAUUUGUGUUUUAUCAAAAGAUAUAUAUUGUGGAAUAAAAUAUUUUAACUAAGAGAAAUGAA
Molecule: messenger RNA, 1733 nt
Organism: Octopus bimaculoides (California two-spot octopus)
Lineage: Eukaryota; Metazoa; Mollusca; Cephalopoda; Octopoda; Octopodidae
Product: sperm-associated antigen 6
Biological process (GO): cilium movement
Cellular component (GO): microtubule cytoskeleton
Molecular function (GO): microtubule binding
Source: RefSeq, a predicted model, not a curated record